AUGUCAUCAUCAGCAUUGACUCGUGAACAAAGUUCAAAAGCUUUUGAUGGUCAUCAAUAUGUUUAUAACCAUGAAAGUUCAACUGUUGGUUGUAAAAUGAAAUUUGGUGUUUAUGUUCCAGCAAAAGCUGAGAAAGAACGAGUACCUUUAUUAAUUUUUCUUUCUGGUUUAACUUGUACGGAACAGAAUUUUAUUACAAAAUCUGGUGUUCAACGUUUAGCUUCAGAAUAUGGUUUUAUUGUAGCAAAUCCAGAUACUAGUCCUCGUGGUUGUAAAAUUGAAGGUGAUAGUGAUAAAUGGGAUUUUGGUGAAGGUGCUGGAUAUUAUAUUGAUGCAACUGAAAGUAAAUGGUCAAAGAAUUAUCAAAUGUUUUCUUAUAUUAAUGAAGAAUUUUAUGAAUUAAUUGUUAAAAAUUUUAAUGUUAAUCCAAAUCAAAUUGGAAUUUUCGGACAUAGUAUGGGUGGUCAUGGUGCUUUAAUUAGUUUUUUUAAACGUCCUGGUCAAUAUAAAUCUGUUUCAGCUUUUGCACCAAUUUGUAAUGCAUCAAAAAGUGACUGGGGUAUUAAUGCAUAUACGAAAUUUUUUGGUCAAGAUAAAAAUCUUUGGAAACAAUAUGAUGCAACUGAACUUGUCGCUUCAUAUCAUGGUCCAAAGCCACAUGCACCUGUUUUAAUUGAUCAAGGUUCUGAUGAUAAUUUUAAAGAUAAACAAUUAUUUCCGGAAAGAUUUAUUGAUGCUUGUAAAACAGCUUCAUUUCCAAUCGAAUUGCGUGAACAAGCUGGUUAUGAUCAUAGUUAUUAUUUUAUAAUGACAUUUUUAGAAGAUCACUUUAAAUAUCAUAAGAAAGAAUUUGAACAUUAA
Messenger RNA from Rotaria sordida, 861 nucleotides. Lineage: Eukaryota; Metazoa; Rotifera; Eurotatoria; Philodinida; Philodinidae. The record is from the annotation of a GenBank genome assembly.